GGAGGAGGAAAUUGCUCCGCUUGCUAACAAUAAUGAGAAGAAAACGACUCUUUUAUGUAUCCACUGACAAUUGCCGGUUGUUUAGAGGCCGCACUUAAUCAUUGAUUAAAACCAGUGAUAGUUUGGAGAAAUCACAGAAAGCAUAUCUGGUCUCACGCCUCGUGUGCCCCUGCACGCGGCCGUUCCCGCGCUUUCCAUACCCGCCCCAGGAUUAACCGAACUUUACAUGCAUCUUCAUUAGCAGCCGGAGUGUUAGUUCCACUGAGUGCCAGAACGGUAUCGUAGCAUACAGGAACGGUACAUCGAGACAUGUGUUAAGCCUAGGGACGACAACUUGGAAAAGUUAAAAUCGUUCCGAAAUACUUCAUUUGCAACCUGCAGAUUUUAUUUCUUGAGGAUAUUUCCAGCCACAGUGAUGGGAAUCCACGAAGAAGCGCGCCACAUCAACCAGCCCACGGCGUAGAUCAGCAGAGAAGACUUUCAUAUAGGUAAAACGUUCAAUACUGAAGACGAAGAUUCUAGGAGGACCUGGUACCGCUCACUAUGACGACAUCUUCUGAGAAAGAAGUAGAGCCCAAGAGCACCCACGCUGUGCCCGCUCGAUGGACGCCCCCUGUCGCUAGCGCCCCACCCCUCCCUCCAAUCCCGCUACCCUCGCCUCUACCCCCGGGGAUACGGCUGUCUAACCUGUUCAUGGGUUAUCUCCCCGGAAUGGAGGGCGCUACCUUGGAGCCUGCGACAGGGACGCCCCUCACCCCACACCUCGACUUCCGUGGGCUCUACCUCCCCGAGGGACCGCCGUCAUAUAUUCCACGUCGCAAGAGGCGAGAGCAGCGUCCGCGACGGCAGAGGACGACGUUCAGCAGCGAGCAGACGCUGCGCCUGGAGGUCGAGUACAGGCGGGCGGAGUAUGUCACGCGCACGCGCAGACUGGAGCUGGCAGAGUUACUUACCCUGACGGAGACACAGAUCAAGAUCUGGUUCCAGAACAGGCGCGCCAAAGACAAGAGAAUAGAGAAGGCGCAUCUAGAUCAGCAAAUACGAGCGAUGAGUUAUGGAGUCGGGUUGCCAUAUCCAGGACAGUUGCCACUGACAACCUCUCCCGUGACGUCAUUUCCGGCCUGGGACCCCUGGUCUCGGAGGCCCGCCCCCGAGGUGUCAUCCAGUGUGGCGUGAGGUCGGCCCCUGCUCUGUGCCGCUACCAAAGACUUGCCGGAACUCAUGGCAGACCAAGGAAACACGCUUCACCUUCCUGGAAAAAACUGCUAAUUGACGUGACGAGGCCGGAAUGACCUCUCGAUGUUAAAUUCUUGUGAGUGAUUCUUUUGCAAGUGCAUCUGGACAUGUGCUCCCUGUCAGAACAUAUAUUUGCAUUAUUGCACCAAGACUUGCUCCUUAUGCAAAUGUGUACGAUCGACUUCAUCGCCUCCUCUUCCACGUUGUAUUUUGUGUUUGAAUAUAUAAUUUGCUUCAGUGCGACCGUGCCGUCAUGCACUUGUGAUUAUAGGCGAAGUGUCAUCAAAUAUGCAUAUAAUAAAUACUUUUAUCCAA
This is a messenger RNA of Haliotis rufescens (red abalone), 1551 nucleotides long. Its product is annotated as homeobox protein rough-like. The coding region runs from base 544 to 1176 and encodes 210 amino acids. Gene Ontology annotation, molecular function: DNA-binding transcription factor activity, RNA polymerase II-specific; DNA binding. The record is from RefSeq and is a predicted model, not a curated record. Gene Ontology annotation, biological process: regulation of DNA-templated transcription. Lineage: Eukaryota; Metazoa; Mollusca; Gastropoda; Lepetellida; Haliotidae. The transcript is spliced from 3 exons.